This is a messenger RNA of Chondrus crispus (carragheen), 1552 nucleotides long. RefSeq lists its product as hypothetical. The record is from RefSeq and is a predicted model, not a curated record. The coding region runs from base 1367 to 1552 and encodes 61 amino acids. The transcript has 2 exons. NCBI's taxonomy places the organism in Eukaryota, Rhodophyta, Florideophyceae, Gigartinales, Gigartinaceae.
GAUAUGGAUAAUUUGUGGCUACGUAAUGCCUCUUAGCAGUUGUUGGAAGCCAUUGAGAGGCUCUGAGACUGAACUCCACAGUGAUGUGAUUGGCUGAGAGCCGUUUAUGGCCUGGUUGUGGGGUUCUUGCAUCCAACAUGUAAAGAACGGCUUACAUGUCCAAACUUGACCCUGCCAGAAGGGUAGCGCAAAAAUAUUCUGAGGUUAAUCAUGGCCUGUGUGCUUGAAUUCUCAUCCUGACUUCCCGCAUAAUAGAGGGUUUAAACAAGCACAUUUCUGAUUCUCUCUUUCUCGCACUAGUAAACCGAGAAGCCCACUGUCCGGCAAUAGCCAGCACAAUCCGAAGUCCUUCUCUUGAAAACAACGUCGCGUAUUCGCUUAUCGUGCGUUCCAAUAAAGCCUUUCUAACAAGAUCAUACGUCAUGAAGUCACACUCGGUCAGCUCUCCUUCAGAGAAAAAGGCUUCCUUACCAACACCAUUGCCUUUUGCUUCCCUCCACUUCACAUCCCCGCCACUUCCAACGCACAAGUCCGAAAAAUUGGCAAUCGUGUCCAACUGAUUCCAUUUCCGGGAACAAACAAUUUGGCAUCAAAGGCUUUGAUCAGUUGGGCUGCUUGUAUCAAGUUCAAUGUCCUCGCCACAUACAUCACUGUUGAUCCCAAAUCCGACAGAAUUCUCACACGUCUGAACCGAGCGUAAAUUUCAUUCCUCUCCAGUGCCGCUACGCUGAGCAAAAAAGUGGCCCUCCCGAAAUGUUCAUGUCAAUCAGAUUCUCCGCCCUACCAAUCAAGUCCUCGAUUUCUUGAGUCUGGUUAGACAUGGCUGUGCCACUUUCCACAACCCUCGUGCCUCCCAUAAGCAGUGGUUCUCUCACAGUGAGACACUCAUCACGGAGACUCACGCAUUGCUUCUGCAUAACCGACAGAGCAUCUCUUUCCCACGAUACGGUCAACAGUAUAAGGCAACUUCUUGUCUCUCCCAGAAAGGGUCACAGGCCCCAGUGUCAAGGCAGACUGCUCCAGAAGUCUCCCACUCUCAACUGCAAGUUUGCAAAGUUUCUUUCGGAACGGUUUCCAUCCCGCCCACAAAAUCAUGCGCACUCCCUCUUAUCGCUGAAUCCAGAAUCCGCAAACCCGAGUCUAUUGCGAGUCUCAACGUACGGAAUUCCACUCCUUCCAUGAUAGCUCCGCAGACAGACCCACAACUUUCUCCCACAUCGUUUUCCUUUCUCCACUUUUAAACAAAACAGGUCUCCAAGCCCUGGCCUGUGCAUCUUCCUUUCCUUCCACUCAUCUUCCAAGUUUUGUUCGCGAGCUCAAUCAGCUCCCCGGUCUUCUUCACCAUUCGGGUCUCACUCGACACCAAAUGAAAGCACCGUUCCUGCAGCGAGAACGCACUCAGACUGACGAUGCUUCUCCCCUCCACAAUUUCCCCAAGGAAGUUCUCCCUGAUCCCCAGCUGCUCCUGCAGAUUCUCCAGUGCAAAAUCAUUGUGCGGCAACGGCUCGAACUCUCUUUCCUCCAGCUUGGUGUUCUGGGCCUCCGUUCUUGA